Molecule: messenger RNA, 1938 nt
Organism: Guillardia theta CCMP2712
Lineage: Eukaryota; Cryptophyceae; Pyrenomonadales; Geminigeraceae
Exons: 16
Coding region: 1-1938 (645 amino acids)
Source: RefSeq, a predicted model, not a curated record
AUGUGCGGGACCGUAUCUUGCCACAAGGAUCCGGGACAUCCGCAGUGCUAUUGCGAUCCCGGCUACACGGGUCCUGUUGGAUCGAAGAAUUGCACGAUAUGCCCGGCUGGCUCUUUCAAACCCUCCAGUGGACCGCAAGCCUGCAGUGUUUGCACUAACAAACCUGCAAACGCUGUCUAUCUCCAAGAAAGUUUGCCAGUCUCCAGCAACUGUGAAUGGACUUGUGCAGCCGGGUACUAUCACGACAUGGGGUCCUGCCUCCCUUGCGAAGCUGGGACGUUCUCUGUGCAAGGCUCCUCGUCAUGUACAGUCUGUCCGGAUGGAUCCUACUCAACUCCUCAUUCAAGUUCAUGUUCUCCCUGCCCUCAAGGGACUUUCUCUCUCUCUGGGUUCGGGACAUGCUUUAUUGCGAUUCCGGUAGAGAAAGUGAUCUACAUAGAGAAACCUGUCUAUAUCGAGAAAAUUGUAGAGAUACCAAAGGAGAUUCAAAUUCAGCAAACAUACCAGUAUAACGUCAAUGUGCAAACUCAGCCAGCGAACCAAACAAAUACUACUGUAAAUAUCAACGGGGAGGACUGCCAGGCGGAGAUACGGUACAUGGACGGGAAGGAGUACGUGACGUGCAAGGAGAUCAUGUGCCAAGCUCCACAGACCAACGUCACGCUCAAUAUCAACGGGGAGGACUGCCAGGGAGAGAUACGGUACAUGGACGGGAAGGAGUACGUGACGUGCAAGGAGAUCAUGUGCCAAGCUCCACAGAACCAAUCCAAUGUUACGGUCAAUAUCAACGGGGAGGACUGCCAGGCGGAGAUUAUUUUCAAUCAUGGGCGACUGUUUGUAACCUGCAAGCCCCAUUUGAAUUCGUUUCUUGCUGUCAAUUUGUUCGGGAUAGCCGAUGCUCUUUGCAGAUAUUUUCAAUCAUUUCCAGAUUUUGACACUUCAGACAUUUCAUACAAGACGCUCUGUUCCAACCUUUCUUACUACGUGUCUCUUGACAAAAUGGUCUUCCCAAAGUUCAUGUCUGACUUCACGGUCUUGCCUCAGAUGGCCUUCCUGAAUCGAACAGUCGAGAUACCAAAAGUCAUCUACAUCAACAGAACGCAUCUGGUGGAGAAAUUGAUCUACUACGUGAAUCAGAGUCAGGACUCGACCAGCUCGCAGCUUUCCCCGUCGUCGUCCGGCGUGACUCCUAACAUCCAAGUCCAGAUGCAGGUCACGCUUCCAAUCGCCUUGCAGUCCUUCGACAACGCCAAACGCGUCCAAUUCCGAACUUCCGUGGCUGCGACAGCAGCGGUGGACCCAUCGACGGUGAUUAUCAACAAGGUACAGGCAGCGAGACGUAGCUCGAGCAACGUUCAGGUCGGCUUCAGCAUCGUCACUGCUACUCAGACGGACGCGAGGGCAGUGGCGGGGAACCUGAACCUCAAGAACCUCAACGAGCAGUUCAGACGACAUGGCUUACCGGAGGCGUCGGCGACUACAAACCCUCAGAUCACCUCCUUCUCGGCCAGCACUAGCUCGGGAGUCCCUCUGUCGUACACGGCAAUGAUCGCAGCCUGCGCACUAGGAGGCGUACUCCUCGCCGUCAUCGUCUUCUACUGCUUGAGCUACAGCGGUGUUCGACGACGGCGGGAGAAGGUCGCUCCCCGGCUCUCAGUGGUCCAGUACUUCAACUCCGACGUCAGCCGGCAGCGACGGAACAGCAUCAACGAACGCGACUUCGCUCUCGCCUUCUCUCUCGCUCGUCGCGACCGAUCGAGGUCAGGAGUCGGCGAAGUACAGCCCAACAUCGCCAGGAAGCGCUCUGGAUCCGCUACCGCCAUCGAGAUCGGCAACGACUUCGUUCGUGUUUGGAACCCGGAGCACCCAAGGAGGAACUCGGCCUCGACGGCACAACACCCGAAUGCAGCUAACAUCACAGUGGAGGAUUUGGAAUAG